CCGACAGUGCGUCUGCUGCCUGCGCUCCCGCCGCUCUCCCCGUCAUGGCCUCCACUCAGCCGCCGCCGACACCACCGAGGAUGAACCGACCAGACAGCGGCCCUUCCCUUCCCGGAGCGGAGACGGACGUCAAGCCGAAGCAGAGGCACCGGUAGAGGCGAGCCGCGCCGGGGAGAGCCGCCUCACAUCCCCAUGCCACCCCGGUCUCCUCCAUGCCUUCGUCUAGAGCCAAGUACAGCUAUUCGAUAAAGAGGGGUGCGAGCCCGGGCGGCGGCGGCGGCGGCGGCGGAAACAUGACAACGAACCGGGAUUAUUCCGUGAAUCUGUCGGUGCAGCAGGUGCUGAGCCUUUGGGUGCAGGGCACGACGCUGCAGCACUUCACAGAGAUGGGGUACUGGGUGUUCCUGUGGUGUCUAUUCUCCUCCCUCUUCGUCCACGGGGCCGUGGGGCUGCUCAUGCUGGUGAUGCUGCAGCGCCACAAGAGAGGCCGCCUCAUCACCCUGGUCCUGGUCAGCGUGGGGUUCCUGGCCUCGCUCUGCGGAGGCGUCAUCACCAGCGCGGCGGUGGCGGGGGUUUACCGCGUGGCGGGGAAGGACAUGGCUCCUCUGGAGGCUCUGGUGCUCGGCGUGGGACAGACCUCUCUCUCUGUCGUCAUUUCCUUCUCUCGGAUCCUAGCAACUCUGUGAACGACAGACGCUGAGAGGAGAGCCGACCAAUCAGAGACUUAGGCGCUCCUGGAGGCCGGCGUGUAGACAGAGAGGAGGCAGAGACGCUCUGGACCUUUAGGGCUGGACUCAGGACAGAGCGCCCCCCGGUGUCUCUGUUCUGUUACUGCCACAGUCACAUUGAACUCAGGCAGGUGAGCUUGAUGCUGAAGAGCAGGUGGAGAUGAACGUCCUCAGCUUCUCGACCUGGAGCCAUGUGUCGGAAUUUCAGAGUCGCAUCAGUUCUUUGUGCCAACGGCGUCGGAGGAUGCCACGACGCCUUCGAGGAAACGGACUCAUGAAAAAACCUUUUUUUAAAAAGAGACAGUGACGAGCUGCAAUCAUGAUCAGUGAUCAGCUGAGCAGAGAGGGACAAGCCAACAGUGUUCAUCAGCAAACACACCUUCAUCAUCAGCCUCUUCAUCAUCAUCAUCAUCAUCAUCAGUCCUGUAACUUCAACAGCUUCAAAGCUGCAGCCUCCAGAUCACGAGCAACAAGCAGCUUUGACCUCUGCACUUCGUCAAUGUCGGAGAAGGAGGAGAAAACCAGCAUCAGUCCAGUUCAAAUGCUGAUUCAGUGCCAACCAGACCUCACAGUGAGGCAUUCUGGGAAAUAUAAUCAUUCACUUGAUUGAUUGAUUGAUUGAUUGAUUGAUUGAUUGAUUGAUUGAUUGAUUGAUUGAUACCACUCUCAUGUCUGUACAGUGAAUAAGAGGCGGGAACCAGGAGGCAGUUGGCUUAGCUGCCCCACACUAGAGAGGGGGUGAGGUUGUCAUGCACAGUCAGUGUUACCUGCAGUAGAUUCAGUUUAGAGGAGCAGCAGGAGCACAGGUACACUAGCAGCUGCUGUGGG
Molecule: messenger RNA, 1556 nt
Organism: Seriola dumerili (greater amberjack)
Lineage: Eukaryota; Metazoa; Chordata; Actinopteri; Carangiformes; Carangidae
Gene: tmem170b
Product: transmembrane protein 170B
Exons: 3
Coding region: 213-686 (157 amino acids)
Biological process (GO): negative regulation of canonical Wnt signaling pathway
Cellular component (GO): plasma membrane
Source: RefSeq, a predicted model, not a curated record